Daucus carota subsp. sativus is the source of this 1358-nucleotide messenger RNA. Its product is annotated as transcription factor MYB93. The record is from RefSeq and is a predicted model, not a curated record. The coding region runs from base 109 to 1053 and encodes 314 amino acids. NCBI's taxonomy places the organism in Eukaryota, Viridiplantae, Streptophyta, Magnoliopsida, Apiales, Apiaceae. The transcript is spliced from 3 exons.
UAUCUCCAGUUACUUGGUAGGAGGCAGUCAGAUUGUGUGGAAACAUAUUAUAACUAAUACCCAAAAUUUGUGGUAGAGGCUCUGCAGCUAGCUAAUUAUUAGCUAGAAAUGGGAAGGUCUCCUUGUUGUGAUGAAACUGGGCUCAAGAAAGGCCCAUGGACACCUGAAGAAGAUCAGAAACUUGCCAAACACAUUCAGAAUCAUGGCCAUGGCAGCUGGAGAGCUCUUCCCAAACUUGCAGGUCUUAAUAGAUGCGGGAAGAGCUGCAGACUAAGAUGGACGAACUACUUGAGGCCGGAUAUUAAGAGAGGAAAAUUUUCCGAAGAGGAGGAACAGACAAUUCUCAAUCUUCACUCUAUCCUCGGCAACAAAUGGUCAGCAAUUGCAACGAAUCUGCCAGGAAGGACUGAUAAUGAGAUCAAGAACUUCUGGAACACUCACCUAAAGAAAAAGCUGAUCCAGAUGGGGUUCGAUCCGAUGACUCACCGGCCUCGAACCGACAUCUUCGCCAGCCUGCCUCAUCUCAUAGCUCUCGCAAACCUGAAAGAGCUCAUGGACCAGCAUUCAUGGGAAGAAGUGCAAGCCGCAAGACUGCAAACCGAAGCGGCUCAAAUGGCCAAACUUCAGUACCUCCAGCUCCUCCUUCAGCCCCCCAAUCUCAACUCCCCAUCAUUCUCUAACAGCAACAACAUGAUCAACCACGACAUCGAGACUUAUAAUCUCCUCGCCUCACUCUCGUCACUCAACAAGGAUAAUCACGUCACUCUUCCGCAAGCCAAUGCAUCAACUGAUCCUAUACUCCAAUCUUGUUCGGAUAAUCAGGACAUGAUCAAUGAAUUGCAAAUGCCUUUCUCUCAUAUGCCGGAUUUACAAAUCCCGGGCAAUUUAUCAUCGCCUUGUGCGUCCACUCCUCCUCUAGCAGCUCCGCUUGUGACGGAGAGUUCGAUCUCGAAUACCGGAGAUGCUUGCAGUACUUCAAGCUACGGAGGGCCAACCACUUCAUACUGGUCUGAGCUUUUCCUUGAAGAUCCUCUCUUUAAUUCACUUGCUUGAUCAUUUUAUCUCAUCAUUAAUACCUAAUAUUUAAUUUUUCAUUAAUUAAUAGAGUCCAGAUAUAAGUCUGCGUGUGAAAAAAAUAUGGAGUUGGCACCUUUUCCUCUAUAUAUGUAAGAGCAUACGUACGUGAACAGUGUUGAGUUUAAGUAUAGACAUUUCACAAUAUAUGUAGUUUCUUGUUUAUCUUAUAUAUAGUGUAUACGUAUAUGUGUCCAUAAUACGUAUUUUGUAAAUAAUGAUCAGCAAUGUAUUAUAUAUCCGAUCGUUUUUCAUUAAUAUAAUUUUCAUCAUUGUUCUAUGUA